Serpula lacrymans var. lacrymans S7.9 is the source of this 1479-nucleotide messenger RNA. RefSeq lists its product as uncharacterized. NCBI's taxonomy places the organism in Eukaryota, Fungi, Basidiomycota, Agaricomycetes, Boletales, Serpulaceae. The record is from RefSeq and is a predicted model, not a curated record. Bases 1 to 1479 code for a protein of 492 amino acids. The transcript has 11 exons. Gene Ontology annotation, molecular function: oxidoreductase activity, acting on paired donors, with incorporation or reduction of molecular oxygen; iron ion binding; monooxygenase activity.
AUGUUUGACAACGUUGAAGCGACAAACAUACACUCUUUGGUCCCUAUCCUUGGUGUUCUCGUUUCACUCUUUGUCGUCAGGCUGAUGGUCAAUAACCGGGAGAAACAUGCUCGUUGUUCGCUGCCGCCCGGUCCACGUCCAUUUCCUGUGGUAGGAAAUGUAAUGAGUGUGAAUUCCAAAGAACCUUGGGUUACAUAUACAGACUGGGGGAAAACCUAUGGGCCCCUUGUGUAUUCUCGUUUGUUCAACAAAGACGUAAUUGUUAUCAACUCUGAGAGAAUAGCAAAAGAUAUACUCGACCGCCGAUCGAGUGUAUUCUCUGAUAGGCCAACAUUAAUCACAAUGGAUUUAUUUGGAUGGUCCUGGAAUGUCACAUUUAUGCCUUAUGGCGAAAGGUGGCGACAGUGCAGGCGGCUUUUUCAUCAGACAUUUCGCCCUGAAGCUGCCCUCACAUAUCGUCCGGUGCAAAUGUGUAAGGUACAUCAGCUCCUGAUGAAUCUACUCGAAACGCCUCACGAAUAUGGCAGCCAUCUUCAAACCAUGUCUUCUUCUAUUAUUAUGGCGAUUGCUUAUGGAUAUGACACCGCACCACGCCAUGAUGCAUUCGUCAAAGUUGUGGAAGAUGCUCUUAAUCUCGCACUUGGGGUGAUAACUCCUGAAAGAGCAGCCCUACUGGGCGCAUUUCCGUUUCUCAUUCGGCUACCAUACUGGUUUCCUGGGGCAGGGUUUCAGAAGAAAGCACAAGAGAGCCGUCAUGUCAGCAAAGAGCAAGUAGAUGCGCCUUUUCGACAUGUCACGCAGAAUCUGGCCUCAAAUUCGCUGCCGCCAUGUAUCUGCUCAGACCUUUUGGGUCGAAUGAAGGAUGGUGGUAAUAUACAACGCCACGAGGGACUAGUAAAGGACGUGGCAGCAACUGCUUUCAGCGCUGCAUCAGAUACUACUUCUUCAGCUAUGCUUAUCUUUACUCUUGCAAUGCUACAGAAUCCCAAAGUCCAAGCAAAAGCCCAGGCCGAAAUUGACGCUAUAGUGGGCCGGGAUAGGCUUCCUGAGUUCAGUGAUAGGGCGUCAUUGCCCUACAUUGAUGCUGUUCCCUUAUCCCCGUCCACUAUUAUCCUUACAUUACAAACAGGCGUUGCACAUGCUGCUACUGCCGAUGAUAUAUAUGAAGGGUACUACAUACCCAAAGGUGCAACUGUGAUGGCGAAUUUAUGGGCAAUGUCUCACGACGAGAGCAUUUAUCCAGAUCCAUAUGAAUUCAAGCCUGAAAGGUUUCUUUCGAAUGGAAAGCUUAUCGACGAUGUUGUAAGCUACGCAUUCGGGUUUGGGAGGCGAGUAUGCAUAGGUCGACAUGUGGCCGAUGCAAGUUUAUGGGCAGGCAUCACAUCCAUUCUGUCCGUUUUCAAUAUAAAGAAGGCGUUAGAUGACUCGGGGAAAGAAGUUGAAUUCGAAGUCCAGUGGACUUCUGGAUUAACAACGUGA